AUGGUAUCAGUGCUAUCAUCUACAAACACUCUUACCAACCGAUGUGAACUGGACUCGCACGCAGAUACAUGUGCUUUUGACCCUGCUGGAUGUUGCGUCCUUUCAACGUCCUCUCAGUCAAUAAAUGUCACCGGUUUUCACAAUGGUUUGAAAAUAAACGAUGUUCGAAUUGGGAAUGUCUGUCUUGCCUUUGACUGUCCAUUUGAUCAUCGAACCUACUGUCUGCAUUUCUGUGAAGUGCUUCUGAUCCCUGGUCUAGGAUCGCAUCUACUCUGUGUCAAUCAACUGCGUGCCAACAACGUGGUGGUAAAUGACGUGCCGUUAAUUCGAUUGCGGCCUGAACAACGAAACAGAGAAGCUCAUGCUAUUUUGACAUCGGGUCUAAGGAUCCCAUUACUAUUCGACAAACCAAUUUCCUACUUUACAUGUCGCCAACCUACAGAUGAAGAGAUCAGCGAUAUCAUGGAGUUUCAACCAAUUUGGAUGACUGCAGACAUUCCUUGGCAGCCUUACGACCCUGACUCUUGGCGCCAAGAAGAAGCUCUGCGACAACAGAUUGAUGCUGACUAUCAAGCACCGUAUCACCAACUCGCAUCUUUCACUCGACUUGAUUCAACGCUCCCAACUGCUGCUUGCCUUGAUCGUUUACCGCAAGUUUUAGGGGACAGCAACAAUGUCGUAUGUGGUGUACACAGUUUGACGAUUCGAUCGAUGAAAACUUCCGGAAAAUCCUACCUCAUCAAGCCGGAUCAACUUGCUCGUCGAUGGAGAACCAGUAUUGAAUGUGCUCGUCGCACCCUGGAGAAGACAACUCAACGUGCCGUUCGUGAUUGGUCAGUCGUUCAAGGGUCUUGUCGUUUUCGCCCUGUACAAUAUCAGUUGGAGUAUCCGCGAUUAAAGACGAAUGUCUAUGUUGAUGUUAAGUUUGGACCCUGCAAGUCAGCUGAAGGAAACACUUGCGUCGCGGUCUAUGCUACACCAGUACAGUGGGCUCGUGCUUAUCCGUUGAACAAAGAAUCAGAUGUUCACACAAGCCUCACACAACUAUUUCGUCAGUUCGGUUUUGUCUCAUACCUGACGAUGCCAAGUCACUCACUCAAGGGAAAUUCCGAGAAGUUGCUAACAAAGGACAAGUGCCAAUUCAUCCUAUUGAGCCUCAUCAUCCUAAUCAAGCACUGA
Cylindrotheca closterium is the source of this 1179-nucleotide messenger RNA. Lineage: Eukaryota; Bacillariophyta; Bacillariophyceae; Bacillariales; Bacillariaceae. The record is from the annotation of a GenBank genome assembly.